AUGACAUUGGCAACUAUCGCCCAAUCUGCUUAUUAUCCGUCAUCUACAAGCUCAAGAGUGAUCCUUAAUAGAUUUGAAAAAGUGUUGGAUAAAGGAAAGCCAUGCGAGCAAGCAGGCAAAGGAUUCAGCACGAUUGACCACAUUCACACUGUUUCGAAACUCAUCGAGGUACAAAAUGCCAUUGACGUGAAGAGGGGGAUCCGACAAGGUGAUACAAUCUCACUCAAAAUAUUCACAGCCACCCUCGAGAACGCAAUGCGAAAAUUGGAAUGGGACGACAUGGGAGUGACGGUUGAUGGUUGGCAGCUACACUAUUUGCGCUUUGCUGAUGACAUCGUACUGAUAACACCUAGUAUCAGCCAAGCGGAACGAAUGCUGACCGAAUUCGACGAAACAUGUGGAUGCAUCGGUCUUCAGCUGAAUCUGCAAAAGACGAUGUUCAUGCGCAACGGAUGGGUCUCGGAUGCCCCAUUCACGCUCAACGGAACGAACAUAUCCGAUUGCGUUUGCCAAGGAAAGUAA
This is a messenger RNA of Necator americanus (New World hookworm), 522 nucleotides long. RefSeq lists its product as uncharacterized. The record is from RefSeq and is a predicted model, not a curated record. Bases 1 to 522 code for a protein of 173 amino acids. The transcript has a single exon. NCBI's taxonomy places the organism in Eukaryota, Metazoa, Nematoda, Chromadorea, Rhabditida, Ancylostomatidae.